Megachile rotundata (alfalfa leafcutting bee) is the source of this 8438-nucleotide messenger RNA. RefSeq names its product receptor protein-tyrosine kinase sevenless (gene sev). The record is from RefSeq and is a predicted model, not a curated record. Gene Ontology annotation, molecular function: transmembrane receptor protein tyrosine kinase activity; ATP binding; protein binding. Gene Ontology annotation, cellular component: plasma membrane; signaling receptor complex. Lineage: Eukaryota; Metazoa; Arthropoda; Insecta; Hymenoptera; Megachilidae. Gene Ontology annotation, biological process: multicellular organism development; regulation of TOR signaling; cell surface receptor protein tyrosine kinase signaling pathway.
GCCAGACAUUAACAACAACCACGCCGGGCUGUUGCAGUGCGAGCCUCGUGACUCGAACGUCACAGGUGAUUCGAAAUAUUUUCGAACUCGAAUUCUUGCACCUGGUCAUCCUCUCGUGAUACACGUUAUUCGAUUAAAAAGGUGCUAUACUUGCUGUCGCACAGUGGAUUCUAUCGGUUACAAUUAAUAGUGAAACUGGAAUUGAUUGGACAUUUGAGACUGGAUGAUACGAGUACCUUGAUGAUACCUGAAGAAGUUUUUAAAAGGAGUAUCGAAGAAGUGUGUGAUAUUUGACAGAGUGCGCGAGUGACGGUGAAGAAACAGUAAUUCAAAGUUUCUGUUGAGCUAUCGAUGUGGAAGAAUGUGGAAGGUUUAAGUUCGCCGUUGAAAUCGUGGAGGUUUUACGGAUCGAGAGAACAAUGACGAUCGACGGAUAAAAAUAUUGCGGCAGAAAAUUCAGAGGAGGGUGAUCGAGGGCUCGUUUCGGGGGGGUUGUGGAUAUUAUGUUAGCAAAGGGAUUAUGCGUGAUUUUGAAGGUGUUGGCGUUGGCGGGAAGCGUCUCGGCGUUUCUGCCGGAGGACCUCGAAGAUCGAACUGUUCCUGCCAAUCUUCAGGAAGAAUGCGCCUCGAAAUGUCCGGACCUCGAUUUGAAUCAGAAUCGAACGGACGACUUGAGUUCAGAAGUGGGAUGCGGAGUACGAUGCAAGAUCGACCAGUGCACAAAGGGCUGUGGAGCGUGGCAACGAGCACUCGACACGAGCUGUCAAGCUGUCUGCAAUGGAACGCAAGAACUGCUGCCACCCAAAGAACUCUAUUGCGUUCUGGGUUGUCACGAUGCGCUAAAUCGUUACUUCCAACAGUUGAAAGCGGAAAUAGGCAUCCCACCGGCACCAGCUUUGGUGGCGGACUCGCUGACUGCAACUUCUCUGAGACUCGAAUGGAAGGGAAUAGACAUCGAAAGACGUGGAGGAGGCAUCUCGUACCUGGUGCAAUGGAGGUACGAAGAGCUGGCUGAAACUUGGCAAUACUGCAGAAAUCAGUCCUGGGGGAAAGAUGACCAAAUCUUGGUGGAAAACUUGCAGCCAUACACGAAGUACAGGUUUCGCGUAGCGUUGCUUCUAAAAUCGUCGCAACACAAUCCCGAGCCGAUAGUCUCAGCUCCGAGCGUCGUGAUACGAACGCUAGCAGACGGUUUACCAACCUCAGCACCGGUAAUUGUAAGAGCGGCGGUGGUAGACAGCUGCCGUGUCUCUGUGUCUUGGGAACCAGGCCCAUUUCCAAACGGGCCACUUUUGUCUUAUGUCCUGCGUCUGCAAGGGGCUGACUACUCCCAGCUUAAGGACAUACCGGCAUCAGAGAACACGGAUCACUACAUGUUUCAAAACCUCGAACCGAACAAAAAUUAUUCUAUAAGCGUGACCAUGAGGAACGGAGUGGGCGAGGGGCCUCCUGCGGUCAUUUACAUCACAACAACCCCGGAACCAGCUGUGAAAGACACUCAACAACCAAUACUGAUUCUGGGAGGACAACACGUCGUGAUGAAGCAGGAUGCCGACAUGCUCGACGACCCCAGCGUGGUUUACGAGAACACGAGCACCAUUCGAGGCGUCGCGAUUCACGUAGCCUCCGCGCAGCUCUUCGUCUCCGACUCCAUGGGAUACGUUUAUAGAACCUCCAUAACGAAACGCACGAAACCUACGGUCAUUCUAAGCCCGAGUCAAGCGAACUUCAAACCCUUGAGCUUGUCGGUUGACUGGCUGAACCUUCAUUUGUAUAUUCUGGGCGAGGUGAAGCACGCGACCACGGUUUGGCAGAUAGCUAGAUGCAAUCUGGAUGGAAGAGGUCUGACGGUGGCGGUCGCUGGUUUCUUGACGCGACCCACUCACAUCGAGGUGGACCCGUACAAUGGAUACUUGUUCUGGGUCAACAGGGGCGGUUUGUACAGAUUGGAUCUGGCUGACAUUAGCAACGGAGUGAAGCACGAGGUUCAGCCAUAUUUAAUCCUUGAAGACGCUCACCUGGGAGCCUUCACCGUCGACCACACGAACUUCCGGCUGCUCGUGCCCCACCACAUCCAGAACACCGUGAUAUCAGUUUCGCUGGACGGUCGCGAAGUCUUGGACCUCCGAGCGAAUACUCAGCAACCAAAAUUCAAGAACGUAGUAUCCCUAGCAAUGGCGAACGGUCUAUUCUACUGGACCAACGGGGAGGAAGUACUGAUAGAGGGAUACCAUUCAGGACAGAACAGAUAUUUUCACAAUGCCUAUCCCGAUAGGUCGAACGGUUCAUUUGUCAGUGUCAAUGUACUUAUGGAUGCGAGCCAGCCCGUUCCUGUUCCGGUGAAUCCUCCUACGGGAGUUCAAGCUGUUCUUGGAGUGGAGAGGGCUAAGGUUUCCUGGCAAGCGCCUCAUCUGUUGGGCGGCCAGGGCAAGGGUGCUUGGCAGAAUUGGUCAUACGAGCUGGAGAUCAAGGACGAGUCCACGGGAGAGACGAUCCAUCAGAAAGAUAUCGCGGGGUCGUCGCAUACUGUGCAUAAUCUUAGGGAGAAGUCGGAGUACUCGAUCAAGGCGGCUGCUUAUACGAGCGCGGGGAGAGGCCCGUGGUCCACGGAAUUCAGAGGACAAACUUUAAGAGACGGAUCGCACGCGUCCAUCUUGUGGUCCGCGAACGAAGGUCUCCUAAGAAGCGACGUAACCGGAGAGAACAUCGACACCCUGAUAUACAAAGCAAGCUUGAAAGAAACAGAGACGGACUACCACAUCGUCGACGUCACUUGGUACAAGGAUGUUCUGUACAUCGUGGGAAACAAUUCGGUGUUGUAUCGAUACAACAUCACCAGCCAUCAGAAAAUGAAGAUGAACAUUCACUCUGUCGGCAGCGUGGCCGUCGAUUGGCUGUCGAAGAAAUUAUACUGGGCUAAUCCAAAGCAGCAAAUUAUUACAAGAGCGGAUUUAAAUGGAUCUCACCAGGAGCCCAUGUCGAUUCUAGCUAUCGUGAAGGAAUUGAUGAUCGACUCUUUGGAGGCGUAUUUAUAUUGGUCCACAGGACACGCAGUCGAAGUGGCACGUUUGAACGGACAGGACAGGAGAUACUAUCAUUCUGAUGAGAUAUUCAACGGCAAACAAGUGAUGGGUCUAACGUUGGACACGGAAAAUCGAUACGUUUAUUGGAUUGUUCGGAGUUAUGAGAGUGGAUCGAUCGUCUAUCGUGCACCGACUUCUGAGAGGAUUCCAAUGAGCCACAAAAUUGUGCCUGAAAAGGUUUCAGCUCUGCAGCACCCCAACAUGCAGGGCCCUCUAUGCUACUUUUCAGAACACCUUCUCUGGCUCCAAGAUGAUCGAAACGCAGUGAUAGGCGACUUGUCCGGUCAAAACACCGCAGUCAUAAACGGCAUCACUCUAUCAGGCCUUCACAUGGUAGCCGUUAUGGACCCCGCUCUUCAUCAGUACCCAAAAAACCUGACAUCGGAGACCGUAGUGGUUCUCCCAAACGCGGUCAACUACAGUAGCAUCAGAGUCGAAGGGAUUUGGAGGAACUUCAACAUAUCCUGGGACCCUGUGGAGAACAUCAACUACGGGACUGUGUUCUACGAAGUGAAAUUCGCGGAUUAUAUUAACACUAACUCGAAUCCGGAGAUCACGACGGAGACCUCGAUGCCGUAUAAUAAUUCGGAGCAGAUCUUGCCGUAUUCGGUUCUGGAAGUGACGGUGAAGGCGUUCACGUAUUGGGAAACUGCACAUCAUACUAGGAAGAUAUUGAGAUCGCCUCAAAGUGUACCGACUCAGCCGACCAAUCCUAGAGCGUUCAUAGAGUUCCAUAAAGAACCGCUGAGCGAAAACGUUGACAUAUUUGCAAUCUUUAGAUGGGACCAACCGGAGUUCACUAACGGUUUGAUCACCGGCUACACGGUGCAAUGCUGGUUCAUAGAAAACCACUCAGAGAUCCAAAUCUGCGAUCAAUCCUUAAUCCCAGUCUCGUUGUUGGAGCACACCGUACAAGAUCUCCUCCCAAACACGACUUACUACUUCCAAGUCAGAGCACACACCGCAAUCGGUGCGGGACCAUACACAGAUGUCAUUAACAUCUCCACGAUCUACGAAAACCCAGUGCCACAAUUAUUAGUAGCCACUUCGGACGCUGUUAGAGUGUCAGACCUGGAUCAGGAGGUGAAUUACACGAUCACUCGGCACAUUGCGAUCGAGGUUGCGUACCUGGCGGCAGAGAGCAAAAUUUAUUGGAUAAACGAGAUGCGAGAGCUGGUAACGUCGGAGUUGAAUGGAGCAAAUGCUACAAAGAUGUUGACGUUGAGCAACAGUGCUCUGAGUAUAACUGUGGAUUGGGUAGCGAGAAACUUGUACUGGUCGGAGUCAAACUAUCGGGAUAAUAAUGGUCGUAUUAUGAAGCUGGAUUUGACCACCUGGCAAGUGGGCAUUCUUAAAUAUGAGAACAUCGUUGCGUCUGGGAGACGUAUAGUGAAUCUGGACGUUUUACCAUCUACGGGAUCAUUAUACUGGAUAGAACUAACGAAAAAAGACACCGGCGAGAUCAUCCAGUCAGACCUGAACGGUAAAGGCAGACGACCGUUCUUCAACCACCAAGACGACUGCUCGUGUCCAUACCAACCCACCGUGAUUUCCGUGAUGACGAUCGAUAGCACCAACUUCCAGAAGCCCGUCAUGUACUGGGUCUCUCUAGAAGGCCACCUGAACAUCGCCGACAUCGACGGCUGCGUCUGCAGUUCGAUAGUAAGCGCGAGUUUCAACAAAGGGCUACCACCCACCUCGCUAACAGUCGACAAGAUGAACAUUUACUGGUCCAACAUGGCGGAGGACCAGAUUUACUUCGUGAACAAGAAGUACCCUGAUGAUGGAGAGAUCAAGCACUUCUAUUUGCCAACCGUGCGCAGCAUCAAAGCCCUAGGGAAGUCGUUGCAGUCCUAUCCCGUUACCAACUGCCUGAUACCUCAUCAGGUGUCGUACAAUGUCGAAGAAGUGAAGAAAGAAGCGAAUAGCAUCACCGUCAGGCUGCCUCGACCUGUUCCCCAAUAUGGGUGCGAGGAGUACAACUUGCCAACUACGCUGUACACCAUAUACGUGUCUCAGUGUUUGGAGAACGAUCCCAACAUGUGUGAAGAUACUAACAGAACGAAGCUGCAGACCUAUGAGACGAAGUACGAGAUAAAGAACCUGAAGCCGUUCACGGAGUACAGGUUGAAGCUGGCCUUGAGCAACUACUACGCUGACUUAGAGUCGAUGAGCUUAGAGUUCGGGUCCGGAGUGGUGCUCAGAACCGGAGCUGGAGCUCCCACUCCGCCGGAAAACGUGACCGUCGAAGCGCUAACGCCAACCUUGGCCAUCGUAUACUGGAUGCCUCCCAGAAUACUAAACGCUGCGACGGUCAGGUACGAGAUUCACUGGAGACUGUUUCGACCGAUCAAUGGAGCACGACAGAAAGGGGAGCAGCUGAUAAAGGGCAACGAACGCACGGCAGAUGGUCGAUUCUACAGCAUGCUGGAGCCUUGGUUGCCAGAUCAGGAGUAUCACGUCUUCGUUCGUGCCUAUCCUGCUCAAUUCAAUAAUGUCUUCAAUGAUAGCGAAGUUCGGUCCGUCAAAAUGUACCCGGAGCCUAAUAAUCUGACGCUGAGCGGAGUCAAUGUGAAUAGUUUGAAUGUAACGUGGGAGCCUACUGUUAAUCUGACGAUCAGGUAUACUUUGGAGUACAAGGAUGUCGCUAUGGAGGACUGGCAAGUGGCGAACGACUCUAAAAUGGAUAAACACAAGGUUACAUAUUUUAUCAAGAAGCUGCAACCACGGACUUUGUACAAGUUUAGGCUGCUUUUGAGGUAUCCUAAUUAUACGAAGGACUUUGUGUGGCCGGCUGAUGGGAGGUUCACUUUUCAAACAUUAGGUGAUGUACCAAGUGCACCAGGAAUGCCCACAGUAACAAAACUCCGUAGUUCCGUCUAUCAAUUAAAUUGGGAACCCGCUCAAGCCCAUGGCUCGCAAAUCACUCUAUACCGUGUAGAAGGAAUGAAGAUAAACGAGAUCAACGAACAAAUUGAUUCCAGCGAGAAUGCCAGCUGGAAGUUGUACUAUAAUGGAACGGAUAAUUACUGGAUAAUUACCGGAGACAUGGACGACAAAUACCGGUUUCGGGUUCAAGCAAGAAACGCGUACGGAUUUGGUGCUUGGAGCAGAUAUAGUCCCAUAAUUGAUUUGACGGAAACGACAGGAGGGAUAUUGGCGGCGCAACAACAUCUUGGUUUGGUGCUGGGACUUAGUGUUCCUGUUAUCACUAUUAUGCUCAUCUGCUUUUGUUACUUUCUUUGCCCGCUUUAUCGACAACGCAAGGAAGACAAAAAGGCGGUUUUACCUCCGCUAGUGAGCGACGUAGAGCUGGCAACCUUACGCGAAAUACCGAGAGGAAACUUCGUUCAAUCCAACGCUCUCUACGCGUCCACCUUGCAAACAGACUCUGACGACUCGACGCUUCCCAAAAUCCGCAGAGAGCAAAUAACACUAGCGAAAUUUUUAGGCAGUGGAGCCUUUGGAGAAGUGUUUCAAGGUAACGCAAAAGAUUUGGAAAGACCAGGUAUCACGCCGGUUGCCAUAAAGACUCUCCGAAAGGGAGCAUCGGCGCAGGAGAAGACAGAGUUCCUCCAAGAAGCCAGACUCAUGAGUCAUUUUCGACAUAAGCACGUGCUCAGACUUCUGGGAGUUUGUUUGGACACGGACCCACCAUUGCUGGUGCUGGAACUGAUGGAAGCUGGAGAUUUAUUAAGUUAUUUGAGAGCCAGCCGAUCGCUGCAGCCAUCGGAUCCACAUGCUUUACGUUUGCAAGACUUGCUCGCCAUGUGUGAGGACGUGGCACGGGGAUGUCGUUAUUUGGAGGAACUGCAUUUUGUACAUAGAGAUCUCGCGUGCAGAAAUUGUCUGGUGUCUGCCAGGGAUAGGGAGAACCGGGUUGUCAAGAUUGGUGACUUUGGACUUGCCAGAGAUAUAUACAAGAACGAUUAUUAUAGAAAGGAAGGAGAAGGAUUGCUCCCAGUUCGGUGGAUGGCUCCAGAAUCACUAGUGGACGGUGUAUUCACCUCCCAAAGUGACGUCUGGGCAUUCGGUGUCUUGAUGUGGGAGAUAACGUCGUUAGGACAGCAGCCAUAUCCUGCCAGAACGAAUCUUGAAGUGUUGCACCACGUCCGUGCAGGUGGAAGAUUGCCUAAACCCUUAAACUGUCCACCUGUCCUUCAUCAGCUGAUGCUGCGUUGUUGGAGUGCGGCAGAUGCUAGGCCCAGUUUUAAAGUUUGCCUGGAGAACAUAGUUAGCCUUCGUAGUACUAUAGAGGAUGCACCAUUAAGUCCGGUACACGCUGGCCAUUACUUGGCUAGAAGAGGCGUGUCUAACAUGGCUUACUUUGCCGACGAGAAUCAAAAUCAUAACUCAGGUAGGUUUACACAUCAUGCUGCUUUCUCUAUCAAUGUUUCAUCACAAUUCGUGACAAGAUUCUCCAACGAAAUUGAUGUCAAUGAUCGACUGAUUUUCUCAGGAAACUCUUGGAAAUCCAGCAGCUCCGAAGGCAGUCGAGACAUGCAGCCGUUCCUUCAGAAUUCUCAUAAUGCGACGCUCACAUCGCAGUCCAGCGAGACACCGAAAUAUCUGGAGCUGUUGGCGGAUAACGAAGACAUUAUUUUAAGGGAAAAUUCGACGAACGGAUACGAAGUGCCUCGGUCAAUUCAUAUCUCUCAUCAGAACCUGAAUAAUGCAAUUAAACCUAGUACAAAUGUAGAUCUAAAGAACAAUUUGCAGUCUGAUCCUCCGCAGGAGCAAAAAGAUUCGAGCGACGCUAAAGAAGUGGGAAAGAAAUGCGAUAAGAGGUCUUCUGUAUCAAGUUUGAGUUUACCUGAGCGUAAAAGAGCAUCGAUCACGAGUAUGACUGAUAAAUCGAAUGCUUCAGACAUUGCACAGUCGGGAACACCUACUGUUAAAGCAAUCUUGAAGAGAGACUCUUUCACGUCGCUGACUGAUCAGAGGAAGAAUAAAAGAAACAUGGCGGAACGACGAGGAUCAGAGAUAAGUUUAGAAGGUAGAAGUUCUAGUUCUUUAAGCUCGAGCAUCAGUUUAGCUCCACCCACGCGACCCAGCUCAUCUUUAAUUAGUUCACAAAAUGUUCUUCCACUGAAGAACAGUGUCAUCGGUGGAGUUGGGGAAACUAUGGUAAAUGAUGGAAAUGUCACAAAAAACACAUUACCAAAAAUUCAAAGGACUCAUUCAAAUUUACAAAAUGGUAAAGCUAACAUACCUUUGGUGAUAAAUAGUGCAUUAUUAAAUUUGUUAAGGCAAACGCCGGUUGUGGAAGAUGGCAACAAUAUAGUCACGUACACAAAUAUUAAUACAGACGCUGUCAGAGUGAAUGGAUCUUGAGAUUGUUGUUAAAGAUGAGGA